AUGGACAAUGAUCCUUUUUAUAGUAUUUUGAGAGAAAAGUAUGAUGCAGAUGAAAUUAGGCAGGCAGUUAAUUUUUUGAAAAAAUUUCCAUCACUACCACCAAAGUGGUUUUUAAACAAUGAAGAAGCAAAAAACUAUCAUGUAGAUUUGUUGAGUGAUAUUUAUAAGCUCUCAAGAAGGAGACGCAUUGAAAAGUGUACAAAAAUGGAUGAGAAUGAAGCUAUGGAGAAAGUGAAAACAGAUGAAACCAAGUCUAAGAAUAUUGUAAUUCGAUCUCCUUACAUAAAAGAAGAAGAUAAAUCAACCUACUGGAUUCCAAUUGAUGUGUUGAAUACUGUUUCACAAAGUGAGAAAAUAGAUUACCCAAACUCUAAUCAUUAA
Heterobilharzia americana is the source of this 381-nucleotide messenger RNA. Lineage: Eukaryota; Metazoa; Platyhelminthes; Trematoda; Strigeidida; Schistosomatidae. The record is from the annotation of a GenBank genome assembly.